Thlaspi arvense is the source of this 717-nucleotide messenger RNA. The record is from the annotation of a GenBank genome assembly. NCBI's taxonomy places the organism in Eukaryota, Viridiplantae, Streptophyta, Magnoliopsida, Brassicales, Brassicaceae.
AUGAAUAUCUUCAGAUUUGCUGGCGAUAUGACUCACUUGAUCAGUAUCUUAAUCCUUCUUCUCAAAAUUUACGCGACUAAAUCCUGCGCUGGAAUCUCUCUCAAGACUCAAGAGCUGUAUGCGCUUGUGUUCUUGACUCGGUACUUGGAUCUGCUUACGGAUUACGUAUCUCUGUACAACAGCGUGAUGAAGAUUGUCUUCAUUGCCAGCUCUUUGGCUAUCGUUUGGUGUAUGCGUAGGCAUCCACUUGUGAGGAGGUCAUACGAUAAGGACCUGGACACAUUUCGUCAUCAGUAUGUCGUGUUAGCAUGUUUUGUUUUGGCACUUGUCCUGCAUGAAAAGUUCACAGUUCAAGAGGUAUUUUCAAAUGAAUUUCACAUAAUUGCAAUGCAAUACGUUAAGUCAGUGAAUUUGAAACCAUUGCAGGUAUUCUGGGCGUUUUCUAUCUACUUGGAGGCCGUUGCUAUCCUUCCCCAGUUGGUUCUGCUGCAGAGAAGUGGGAAUGUGGAUAAUUUGACCGGGCAGUAUGUUGUCUUUCUCGGGGCGUAUCGUGGACUCUAUAUCAUCAACUGGAUCUAUCGCUAUUUCACAGAAGAUCAUUUCACUAGAUGGAUCGCUUGUGUCUCCGGUCUUGUUCAAACAGCUCUCUAUGCGGAUUUCUUCUACUACUACUACUUAAGCUGGAAAACCAACACCAAACUUAAGCUCCCGGCUUGA